CCCCCCUCAUUCUUGCUAUGGAGAGCAGCACAGCAGAGGCUGCAUUAUCUGACUCAGCGAGUACCCCUCUGUGCUAACUGCUUAACAACCUUCAAGCUCUACUCACCUCUGCCUCCACUCACCCAACUUCAGACACACAUACCAGCCUCACAUGAUGCGUGUGCACCUCUACCCUUCCCUACUAUUGCUCAUCUUGGCAUCCCAUGGAGUGGCCGAUGAUGCCAUCCAGUGCCCUCCCUGCUCACAGGAGAAGCUCAUUCGCUGUCUCGACCCUACUGGGUGCCAGGAGCUGGUGAAGGAACCAGGUUGUGGAUGUUGCGCCACCUGUGCCUUACCGAAAGGAUCUCUUUGUGGGGUGUACACAGCUCGAUGCGGCUCCGGGCUCCGCUGUUUCCCCACCCGGGGCACGGAAAAGCCCUUGCAUGCCCUCAUGCAAGGACAGGGGGUCUGCACUGAUAUUUCGGAGAUAGAAUCUAUCCAGGAAAGUUUCCAGACUGCAGCUGACGAUGAUCUCCCCUACAUCAGCUACAACCCCUGUGGCAUAACAGACAAAAGCUGUAUGCAGAAACACCAGGCAAAACUCAACCGGCAGCAAAUGCAGAGUGCCAGCAGAUUUCUGAAGACCAUCAACAAUCAACCUGUCAUAGAUGUCCGCAUGGGCCCCUGUCAUAAAGAUCUGAAAAGAGCCUUAGAUAGACUCUCAUCAUAUCACAUCAAGACGCAGGAGGAUUUCCUAAGCAUCCCCAUCCCAAACUGUGACCGCAAUGGAUUCUACAACUCCAAGCAGUGUGACCCAGCGCUGAACGGACAGCGCGGAAAGUGCUGGUGUGUGGACUCGGAUACAGGGAACGUGAUCCAUGUCACCUAUGACCCCAUCCUAGACCCCGAUUGUCAGCUGGCAUCAAAAAGCAUUAGAAAUUGAAGGUGGGGAGGAGAGGACGUUCCUGCACAGUUCCUUCACCAAAUCCGAUUAAAGGGAUAAAGCUCCUAAAAAAAGACUCCUGGGACCAAGUUUGAUAGUGGUGCAAGCAUCACAUUUUUUAACCUAUUCCUUGCCAGAGGGACCUGCAAGGCAUUACAACACUGAGCAAUGCGUUACAGGACCCUAUGGGACGGAAAGAGUUAAUGAUACAACUUGAAGGGAUAUGGGGGAGGGUGUGAAUAAUGAAAAGAAAAAAAAAAGUUUUAUAUUUUUCUAUUAAAUAGUUACUGAUGUAUUAGACACCCUGGGAUGAGUGGGUAUAGGGGGUUCGGCACCAGUGCUAUUUGGUUCAUUAGGGCGCUUUAUGGUAGAAUGUUGGGGGUAUUAAAAAGUAUAAUAGAGGAAUUAUAUAUAUGUGCAUUGUAUAAAAUAACGGCUAAAGUUAUGUGUAUAGGGGAUCUGUGACCCACUAUAGAGUAGGUCUGUAUAGAACUUGGUACAAUACAGUUGGAUUGGAUGGACUGACGGGAAUAAAAUGGGAUGUAUGAUGGAAGUUACUGGGAACCGAGAUACUUAGUCAUGGAUUUAUUUCUUUACAUGGAGCAUACCGAAUAAUAGGAAGGGUUCCAUGGAAUAUCUGUAUUCUGCGAUCAAAUGUUUUAAAAUCAUCCAAGCCAUCCUGCGAUAAUCAUCAACACCCAGCAAGACGGAGCUAUUAGGGUGCUUUGACGGAGCUAUUAGGGGGCUUUGACGGAGCUAUUAGGGUGCUUUCAUUGGGACCACCUCAAAUAUUUUAAAUACGUUUUGAAAACCACUUGCACUUUGGCAAUUACAAAAUUCGGCCACUUUUUACACCGUUAUAGCAGUUCUUUUAACUUAAAAUAGGUUACUUCUAUGUGUGGGUUCUAUGUGAAGAAUGAUCUGAUUUGUAGUCUAUAGCAGCUGAUGAACCAGAGGCUACCGGUUUCUAGACAGUAGUGAUGAUUACGGCUAUACGUUUUUUUUUUAAACCAAUCAAAAAUGAGUGACACAUCCUUGGCCGUUGAAGAACCAGGGCGAGAAUAUUAUCACAGGGGCAAUCUGAAGCCAAUGGAGCUUUUUACGUGUUUAAAUGUACAUAUCAACUUUGUAUGAAAUUAAAUGUGAACAAUAAAAACCA
This is a messenger RNA of Spea bombifrons (plains spadefoot toad), 2081 nucleotides long. It is a transcript of the gene IGFBP4, whose product is annotated as insulin like growth factor binding protein 4. Bases 152 to 922 code for a protein of 256 amino acids. Gene Ontology annotation, biological process: regulation of insulin-like growth factor receptor signaling pathway. The record is from RefSeq and is a predicted model, not a curated record. The transcript has 4 exons. Lineage: Eukaryota; Metazoa; Chordata; Amphibia; Anura; Pelobatidae. Gene Ontology annotation, molecular function: insulin-like growth factor II binding; insulin-like growth factor I binding. Gene Ontology annotation, cellular component: extracellular region.